AGAAACAGCCUUAGUCUAUAGGAAAGCAGAGGAGGGGGAGAGCAGAAGAAAAGAGCGCACAUCAGAGCUGGAUUAAACAGGAUGCUCAAGACUCUGCAGAGCACAUAGUGGUACUGUAAGCCUGUCUGGGCAGGGAUCAUGUCAGUUGUGUGUUGCCAGCGUGCCGUUACUGCUUUAAAGCAGUAGAAGUUCACUAUGAGCGACUUUACAUGCUUUAUUUUUUACAACUACUCGGGCACUACAAAUGACAGUGGUAACAGGCGUCCAUACCGGAGCAUCGAAGAAAAGAGAGCUAUGGCAUCACUCAAAGACAAACUGAUCACACCCAUUGCGCCGCCGGCGACGAAGCCGCACAGCAAAGUCACCGUGGUUGGAGUCGGUCAAGUUGGCAUGGCUUGUGCAAUCAGCGUCCUAGAAAAGGGGCUCUGCGAUGAACUUGCACUGGUGGAUGUCCUAGAAGACAAACUGAAGGGAGAAAUGAUGGAUCUGCAACACGGAAGCUUAUUUCUAAAGACACAUAAGAUUGUUGCUGACAAAGAUUACUCUGUCACUGCUAAUUCCAAGGUUGUCGUGGUAACUGCUGGCGUCCGCCAGCAGGAAGGGGAAAGCCGCCUGGACCUCGUCCAAAGGAAUGUGAAUGUGUUCAAGUUCAUCAUCCCACAGGUUGUGAAGUACAGUCCGGACUGCAUCAUCUUGGUCGUUUCCAACCCAGUGGAUAUCCUGACCUACGUUACAUGGAAGCUGAGCGGACUCCCUAAGCAUCGUGUCAUCGGCAGCGGUUGCAACCUGGACUCGGCUCGCUUCCGUUUUCUGAUGGCAGAGAAGCUGGGCAUUCAUCCUUCCAGCUGUCAUGGCUGGAUCUUGGGGGAACACGGAGAUUCUAGCGUGGCGGUGUGGAGUGGCGUUAAUGUGGCAGGUGUUUCCUUCCAGGAGCUCAACCCCGCAAUGGGAACAGACCAAGAUCCAGAGGGUUGGAAGCAGAUCCAUAAGGAGGUUGUUAACAGUGCCUAUGAAGUUAUCAAGCUGAAAGGUUAUACCAACUGGGCCAUCGGUUUAAGUGUUGCUGACUUGCUGGAGACGAUCAUGAAGAACCUUUGUCGAGUUCAUCCAGUGUCCACCAUGGUCAAGGGAAUGUACGGCAUUGAAGACGAAGUGUUCCUGAGCUUGCCGUGCGUGUUAGGGUCGGUUGGCUUGACCAGCGUGAUCAACCAGAAGCUGAAGGACAACGAAGUGGCCCAGCUCCAGAAGAGUGCCUCCACCUUGUGGAAUGUCCAGAAGGAUCUCAAAGAUCUGUAGGCGAGGGAGCGUUUCCAUUUCCAGCAAUGAGGAAGGGGAGGGGGGACAUUCAGCAUUCAGAGCUGAACCUCCGCUUGUGUGUGAGCGUCUCUAGUUUAACACCGUAGCUGAACUUCUAAUAAUAACCCCCCCAAACUAUUGAAGCUUUUGUCCACCUAGCUAAGAUGUGUGUUUGGUGUUAAGGCAGACCUUGUGAACAAAUAAAACCAGCUCUUUUGUGUGCGCUCUA
This is a messenger RNA of Pogona vitticeps (central bearded dragon), 1525 nucleotides long. Lineage: Eukaryota; Metazoa; Chordata; Lepidosauria; Squamata; Agamidae. The record is from RefSeq and is a predicted model, not a curated record.